Hypoxylon fragiforme is the source of this 603-nucleotide messenger RNA. RefSeq lists its product as uncharacterized. Lineage: Eukaryota; Fungi; Ascomycota; Sordariomycetes; Xylariales; Hypoxylaceae. The record is from RefSeq and is a predicted model, not a curated record. Bases 1 to 603 code for a protein of 200 amino acids. The transcript has a single exon.
AUGCAUUUCUCCCACUUUGCCGGCCUCCUCGCCAUCAGCGCGAACGUCGUGUUUGCGAACGCCGACACCACCAACCCCUCCCUCAACCUCGUGCGCGCAGAUGCCCCUGCGAGUGUGCCCUCUCUCCGUGCCGGGUUCACCGAGCGCCGUGCCGCCGCCACCAUGGCGGGUCUCGAAGCACGCGCCGGGCCGCAAGACCAAUGCAACGCCGCGACGGGGUUCUUCAGCACGGCGCGCUGCGUUCUGCGGCGGUCCGUCGUUCGGCAGCAGGGCACGCCCGCUGCCUUCGGGACCUCGGUGAUCAGCGAGGCGGUGUCGGACAUAUGGCGGAAGAUCACGACGACGACGAGCGAGACGGGGACGCUGGUGUCGGCCGAGUACGGCGACGCCAAGCUCGAGAUCAUCGCCACGACGGGCUACCCCAGCGCCCCCGACACCUGCACCUGGCCCGCGCUCUUGGCUGGGGUCUCCCCCGGCGACCUGUACACAGUCCUCACGCAGGCGGUGCUGGAUGCGCAGGAGAAGGGGACCAUGGUUAGGUACUUUUUGACUUCAUCUGCGGGGGAGAUGUACGGUACCAUCCUUGUAAGGGCGAAGGCUUAA